Messenger RNA from Triticum aestivum (bread wheat), 564 nucleotides. RefSeq lists its product as uncharacterized. Lineage: Eukaryota; Viridiplantae; Streptophyta; Magnoliopsida; Poales; Poaceae. The record is from RefSeq and is a predicted model, not a curated record. Bases 154 to 465 code for a protein of 103 amino acids. The transcript has a single exon.
CUCUCAUCAUCACAAGCAAAGCACCAGGAAGAAGCAGCCCUGCAUCAGCUCAGCUCUUUUAUCACUGAAAGUCCACUACUAGACACAAGCAAUCACAAAUCAGUCUCAGUUCAACCAUUUUCCACCAGCCCAGCAAGCAGAAGGAGAGCAGUGAUGGCUGGUGCGGCGAAGGCGUCAUGGAUGGUGGCCAUGAGCGUGGGCGCGGUGGAGGCGCUCAAAGACCAGGCCGGGCUCUGCCGCUGGAACUAUGCUCUGCGAUCCAUCCACCGGGCAGCCAACAUCCGCGCCGGCGUCUCGCAGGGCAAGAAGCAGCUUCCGGCCUCGGCGGCGGCCGUGGCAGAGAGGCGGCGAGCGGAGAAGGCCGAGGAGGGGCUGAGGACGGUGAUGUGCCUCAGCUGCUGGGGGGUGCAGAAUACAUGUUGUGCUAUGAAUUGGUUGCAAGUGCAAGUGCUUCCUGUGGGGUGAGAUCGUUCGUGAAGGUUCUGUCUGAAUUUCUUCGCUCUACAAUUUGCUGAACCGACACGCUCAACUGAACGUGAUUCAGGUCCAGGUUAUACCACAUUA